AUGGCUGAAGCAAGGUGUUUCCCUGAGGAUCGCAAAGGAAUGCAAGAGGAGAAGACAAUGUGGCUGCGACGCUGGGAGGAGAAGACAGCUAUGCUUAUGCCAUUGGUCGAGCACAGGAAGGAGCUUGGCAUCAUGGUAAGGGUGGACGCAGCAGAAGCACCUAUACUGGCCGAAGCAGAUGACGUCUAUGAGUGGUGGACAGUGGAGGAGGCCAAAGUGCAUGCAAGGGCCAAGCAGGAUGUCCAGAUGGGGGAUGAGAAUGUGCAGGAGACUGGAGGGCCGGGUGCAAGCAUCGCAGUGCCUGCAGCAACAGAGAAGAUGUCGCACAUAGAGGUGGUGUCCCAUCCGGUGUGGAAGCGAUCGUGGCAGACUGUCGCAGAGAGCGAAGACAAGGACAAGCCCAAGAUCAUCGUUCCUCCUGGCUCAAUCCUCCACAAGGGGUGUGAGAAGUCGACAAAGGCCACAGGAAAGAAGGCGCAGGCAGGCACAUUGGUCACAUGGGCCUCGAAGACUGCGAAGCCAAGCUUGUCCAAGAGAGUUGUAGACGAUGAUGAUGAUGACAAUGAAGUCGAGGUGGUCAAAAGCCACACAUGUGCGAAGGGGAAAGCACCAGUGCAUAGCUGGCUCGAUGCCAAGGUCAUGGCCUAA
Messenger RNA from Pisolithus orientalis, 648 nucleotides. RefSeq lists its product as uncharacterized. The transcript is spliced from 5 exons. Lineage: Eukaryota; Fungi; Basidiomycota; Agaricomycetes; Boletales; Pisolithaceae. Bases 1 to 648 code for a protein of 215 amino acids. The record is from RefSeq and is a predicted model, not a curated record.